AUGCAUGCUCUAAGCUCUCUUCUCCUGCUAGGCGGCUAUGCUGCACAGGCUGUCUUUGGACGACCGGAUCCUGAAGCAUCUCGCAUCAGGCGCGAGAAUGACUUGCAGAAGAGAGACGUCGAUAGCUUUUUAGCUACCGAGGAACCCAUCGCAUACGCUCAAAUUCUUUGCAAUUUGGGCCCAAGCGGAUGUCACGCCUCUGGUGUCGGCUCCGGACUUGUGCUUGCGUCUCCCUCCAAGUCUGACCCUGACUACUACUACCACUGGACACGUGAUGCCGCAUUGACGUUCAAGGCGCUCGUUGACAGAUUCGUUGCAAACUACGAUGCGAACCUGCAGACUCAGAUUACCAACUACAUCACUGGACAGGCUCGUCUUCAGACAGUCUCUAACCCGUCUGGCUCGUUAUCUGAUGGCACCGGUUUGGGUGAGCCGAAGUAUAACACAGACUUCAGCGCCUACACCGGGGCUUGGGGACGUCCUCAAAGAGACGGACCAGCCCUCCGCGCAACUGCAUUGAUCACAUAUGGCAAAUGGUUGGUUGCCAACGGCUAUACAUCCACAGCCAGCAGCGUUGUCUGGCCCAUCAUCCGCAAUGAUCUUCACUAUGUGGCACAAUACUGGAACCAGACUGGUUUCGACCUGUGGGAGGAAGUCCAAGGCAGUUCCUUUUUCACCAUUGCUGCCCAGCACAGAGCGCUGGUUGAAGGCAGCAACUUUGCCGCCACUGUGGGCGACUCCUGCUCUUACUGUGACUCCAUUGCACCGCAAAUCCUCUGUUUCCAGCAAUCCUUCUGGACUGCCAGUGGUUUUGUCAACUCCAACAUCAAUAACAACUACGGCAGAUCAGGAAAAGAUGCCAAUUCCGUCCUCACUUCCAUUUCUGGCUUUGACGCAAGCCUAGGCUGUGAUGCGAACUCCUUCCAGCCUUGCAGUGAUAGAGCCUUGUCUAACCACAAGAUCUUUGUCGAUGCGUUCCGUUCGAUCUACAGUAUCAACUCUGGAAAGGGAGCUGGCACUGCCGCUGCUUGCGGACGUUACCCCGAGGAUACUUACUACAAUGGCAACCCCUGGUACUUGAACACCCUUGCCGCGGCUGAGCAGCUAUAUGAUGCUUUGUACGUGUGGAAGCAACAGGGCUCCAUCACAGUCACAUCCACCUCUCUCAACUUCUUCAAGGAUCUCUCAUCCUCGGUUACCGCUGGCACUUAUGCAUCUAGCUCAAGCACUUACACCACCCUUUACAACGCCGUAUCCACUUAUGCCGACGGCUUUGUAAACAACGUCGCCACCUACGCUGCCAGCAAUGGAUCUCUAUCAGAGCAGUAUAGCCGAAGCAACGGAACCCCACUCUCCGCUCGAGACCUAACCUGGUCUUAUGCCGCUCUUCUUACUGCCGCUGAACGCCGUGCUGGCGUCAUUCCGGGUAGCUGGGCUGGCGGAAACAAACUCGCUACAUCGGUUCCUAGCUCAUGCUAUGCCACCUCAAUCGGUGGAAGCUACUCUGCCGCUACGCCAGCCACAUUCCCUGCCAGCCAGACCCCGAGCGGUGGUUCUGGCACUACAACGACUCAGGCCACCACUACCGCAACAACCUCGGCGUCGACAACUACUACUACUGCCUGCGCCACACAGUCCACUAUUGCUGUCACCUUCGCUGUUAAGAAGACAACCGUCUAUGGUGACACCGUCAAAGUCGUAGGCAGUAUCUCUGCUCUUGGAAGCUGGGCGCCGGCCUCUGCAAUUGCUUUGUCGGCCUCCGCGUACACAUCUUCCAACCCCUUGUGGCAAGGCACCGUUAAUCUGGCCGCCGGGCAGACCAUUUCGUAUAAGUACAUUGUUGUCAGCAGCAGUGGCACUGUUACCUGGGAGUCAGACCCGAACCGCAGCUUGACCAUCACAGCGAGUUGUUCUGGCACAUUAACACAAUCUGACACAUGGCGAUGA
This is a messenger RNA of Truncatella angustata, 1947 nucleotides long. Its product is annotated as glycoside hydrolase family 15 protein. Gene Ontology annotation, cellular component: fungal-type vacuole. Gene Ontology annotation, molecular function: starch binding; glucan 1,4-alpha-glucosidase activity. The transcript is spliced from 4 exons. Gene Ontology annotation, biological process: polysaccharide catabolic process. The record is from RefSeq and is a predicted model, not a curated record. Lineage: Eukaryota; Fungi; Ascomycota; Sordariomycetes; Amphisphaeriales; Sporocadaceae. Bases 1 to 1947 code for a protein of 648 amino acids.